AUGCUAGCCGUCGUUGCUUUCACGGAGCUGCUGGCGUUCGGCGUGCCAAACAUGGCUCAGGCAACAUUCAUCGAGAAUUAUGCGAAGGUGGUGCCUGACAUUGCCGAGCUGGCCAAGUAUCAAAUCAGCCUCGCAGAGGUGGAGGAGACUUUCAGGUGGCUCUCCACUCAGCAGCAGUUGGCCCUACCCGGUCAGAUCACGCCAAGCUCAACAGCCACAUUCGUCUCACAGUUGAUGGUCAUGUCCAGUGAGCAAGAUAGGAUGCCACGGAAGGGGGUUUCCUUGUUUGGAGAUGAGAGGGCCACCGACUUCCCUGUGCUAGUGGACCCGUUGGAUGGAGAAUGCAUUGCCACAGCGAUGGUCCUUUCUGUGUUGCUGAAACCGCGGCUCCUGGGCACAGACCUCCCUCUCCCUUCCAUUUUGCAAUUGGGCACAGAGGUGCCCGAGCAGGCCACGCUCUCGUUGAUCAUUUGUGGCAAUAACUGCUUCAAAUCAGAGCACGUCCAGGAAUGGCUUUUGCAAGCGUCUCGCCGGGAAGCGUGUUGUGUGAUUCCUGUCAUCGCAGAGGAUGCCUUCAUGAUGCCUUCGGAUGCCUUUUUCACUCAACUUCGCAGCAACUCACACCUGGAUGAGCAGCAGUGGCCUGGAGUUGUCCGCGCUCUUUUCCAAGAGAUUGCUGUGGUAUUUGUGCCGCAAAGCUACUCCUCGACGCAGAAUGAUUUAGAGCUCCGUGCAAACCAGGCAGCCUCGAGGCUUACGGCAACUCUUCAACCUUUGAAAGACAAAGUGAUACAGCUGGAGACGAGCAUCAGGCUGUCACAAGAAGCAGAAACUGGCAAGGAUGAUAUGGCCAACAUCUUGAACACCCAGGACGAUUCAACUGCAUCUCCGGAUGGCAACUCCUUAGCUGAACCCACUGACGGUGAUGCGCCUCUUGUCCAUGAGAAGUUCUGA
Messenger RNA from Durusdinium trenchii, 954 nucleotides. NCBI's taxonomy places the organism in Eukaryota, Dinophyceae, Suessiales, Symbiodiniaceae. The record is from the annotation of a GenBank genome assembly.